This is a messenger RNA of Stomoxys calcitrans (stable fly), 994 nucleotides long. Its product is annotated as histone H1-beta, late embryonic-like. The transcript is spliced from 2 exons. The record is from RefSeq and is a predicted model, not a curated record. The coding region runs from base 90 to 947 and encodes 285 amino acids. Gene Ontology annotation, molecular function: DNA binding. Gene Ontology annotation, cellular component: nucleosome. NCBI's taxonomy places the organism in Eukaryota, Metazoa, Arthropoda, Insecta, Diptera, Muscidae. Gene Ontology annotation, biological process: nucleosome assembly.
UUAUUGUGAAUAAAAGAGAAGGAAUAUUUUGCGAGGUUGUUAACAGUUGUAAUUUUUGUUGGAUAGGAACGCAUACCUUGGGUUUAAAAAUGUCUGCACCCGUAUCGAACCAAACCAAAAGAAAGUUACCCACUACUGUUCAAAUGGUUAAUGAAGCCCUGUUACAAUCAGACCAACGCAAAGGAACAACUUUGCGCUCUAUAUACACAUAUAUAGAGGAAAAGUAUUCCCUAGACCUAAGUAAACGGAGAGUAAACUUUGCUAAGAAGCAUCUUGUGGCCUUAAUGGAAUCAAAAGAACUUACAAACUUAACAGCAACAGGUCUACGGGGGCACUUUAAACUUACAAAUAAGAAAAGUUUCGAAAGAAGCGUCAAUGUUCGAUCUAAACGAAAGAAAAAACAACUGCCGGCUGUGUCAGCUACAGCUUUACAAGAUCCCUUGCCCCCUAGCCAAGUUUACGAAUUGGAAGAACGAAUUCCAGCUCCUGGCAAGAGAAAGAAACAUUUAAAUGUACUACCGCCGCCACAACUUCCAACACUUAGAAAAAGGCCACCUGCACCCAUACCAACUCCAACACAAAAUGAGGCUAUUACAUUAGAAGAAUGUAUUCCACCUCCCAGUAGUCAAGUAUAUGAAUACACAGAAGAAGUGCCUGUUAUUAGACGCAAACCAGGCAAAUCAAAAAACCUGAAUGUACUAAAAAAUAGAAUUUUACAACGAAAUUUUCAAAGAGAAUUAGAUAGCCCAAUGGUGCCCAUUAGGGCAUCAACGCCUAUUGAAAGACUUCGUUUCCCACUUGCUCCUCGUAAAUCAAAAUCUGCAAGUCGGUCACCAACCGUAGCAGACGUUGAAAUGACACCGCGUACUUCAUUGUCAGAUAAAAGAAAGCGGUUGCGACGUAUUCAAAAUACACCAGAUUUGCUGCAUGAUCUGAGUUCAAGUUGAACUCGUUAUUUUAGUUAAGAAAAAAAUAAAAUAUUCCAUCUAUGGCA